Molecule: messenger RNA, 3822 nt
Organism: Epinephelus lanceolatus (giant grouper)
Lineage: Eukaryota; Metazoa; Chordata; Actinopteri; Perciformes; Serranidae
Product: E3 ubiquitin-protein ligase TRIM39-like
Molecular function (GO): zinc ion binding; protein binding
Source: RefSeq, a predicted model, not a curated record
GCGAAGGUACGAGGGCGGAACAUGUAGUCAUAGAGCUAGGGUUGCACAUGUAACUACUGUUUCUCAAGAAAUGAAAGUAACCUACGCGCCUGACGUGAACACCACCUGUCAGUUUCCACCAUUUCCACGGACAACACGGACUUCUCAGCAGACAUGGCCACCGCCAGCAGCCUCCCAUGUGAAGAACAACUCCUGUGUUCAAUCUGUCUGGAUGCAUUCAAUGAACCUGUCUCCACUCCGUGUGGACACAACUACUGCAAGUCUUGUAUCACAGGGUACUGGGCCAGCACUGACCUGAUACAUUGUCCACUCUGUAAGAAGAAGUUCCGCAAGAGACCUCAGCUUCAGGUCAACACAGAGUUCAGAGACAUGGUGGAGCAAUUCAACAACAUGAAGGUGAGGGGUGAAGAUGACAUCCCUGCCAAACCGGGGGAGGUGCCCUGUGACAUCUGCCUUGAGCCGAAGCGCAAAGCCCAGAAGACGUGCAUGGUGUGUUUGGCCUCGUACUGCCAGACUCACCUGGAGCCUCAUCAGAGAGUCACAACCCUUAAAAAACACCAGCUGAUUGGUCCUGUGUCAAACCUUGAGGACAGGGUGUGUAAGAAGCACGACAAGAUGUUUGAGUUCUUCUGUUACACAGACCAGGCGUGUAUUUGUUCCAUGUGCCUGAAAGACGGCCACGCAACACAUGAAGCCGUCCCAUUAGAGCAUGCGUUCAGAGAGAGGAAAGCCCAGGUGGACUACAUGAUGUCAGAGAUAAAAGUGAUGGAAAACACAAAAUCCAGGAGUAUUAAGGAAAUCAAAUACUUAGUUGAACAGAGCAAAAGAAGGUCAGAGAAAGAGAUAGCAGACAUUUCUGAUAUUUUCACUGCUCUGCUGGUCUCUCUGCAAAAAAGCCAGGCUGAGCUGAUUGAGGUGAUCCAGGAGAAGCAGAAAGCAGCACGGAAGGAGGCUGAAGACCACCUGACAAAGCUGGAGCAAGAAGUUGCUGAGUUGAGGGGGAAAAGAUUUGAAGUGGAACAACUCUUACAAACAGACGACCACUUCAGCCUCCUGCAGAGCUGGCUGUCUCUCUCACACACUGAGGGCAUAUUUGACCCUCUGUCCCACUCCAUCCCUCCAUCUACACCAGACUUCUCUGACAUGAAUCAGCAGAGUUAUGUGAGGAUGGUGAAAAAAGCAGUGGCUCAGACAGAAAAGAUAGCCAGUAAUGAGAUGGAGAUGCUCAUUCAUGAGGUCAGGUUAUCUGAUGGUUGUGAGGCCACUGAGCAGCCCAAUGCAGCUGAAGAACAUACAACAGAUGAGUUUGUCAGAGAAGUGUGGACUCCACCUCAGGACAAGCUGAUGAUGAUCCAGCAGUGUCAUGCAGUAGAUGUGACUCUGGACUCCUACAUGGCCCAUUCCCGCCUCGUGGUGUCUAAGGAUGGGAAACAACUGAGAUUUGGUGAAGGCCUACUGCAUUUUUUUACAUCUUUAUUUUGGGCAAGACCUGCAGGCCAACCUUUAGUUCUUGGGAAAGAGGGUUUUAGCUCAGGCAAGUUCUACUAUGAGGUUCAGGUCAGUGGGAGUAAAGGUUGGGUACUGGGAGUGGUUAAAGAGCCCAAUAUCAAGGAGAAGGGUUUCACUCCCACCUUGAAAGAUGGAGGCUGGACACUUUGUGGCGUGUACAAUGAAUUCAAAGAGGAAUGUUUUGCUAACUCUGAUAGGUCCUCUCUCGUGUACCUGGGGCAAAGGCCUCAGACAGUUGGUGUGUUUGUUGAUUAUGAGAAAGGAGAGAUCUCUUUCUAUGACGUGGACGCCAGGACUCUGAUCCACUCCCAAACAGGAUGUGCCUUCAUUGAGAACCCAUCAGCUUUCAAAGCUUUUCUCCAUUACAUGACUGGCACAUCCUCAAAUAACAGACCAAAGCUCUACCCUGUUUUUGCUUUCGCUAAUGAUGACUCUGACAACAUGCUCAAAAUCACUCCUGUAGUCUGUGCAACUUAAAGCGGGGGAAGGCACUUUAAUUUGGCAUCACUGGGCAAAAAUCCCACGAUAAACUUGGAGCAUGUUUUAAUUUAAGUGGACUGAGAGGAAAUUAGACUUCUGCCCCUCCUCUUGGCUCUGUUGUUAGACUUUAGAUAAUCUAGGUUGUGACAGGAGACUUUGGCCACUGACAGGUCAUUUCAGAGAGAGGGCAUUUAUAUGGGCUGUUCUACAAAUGCAGAUGCGUUUCUAUGUCCCCUCAGAUGGCAAAAGCCUGAUUCAGUGCAUUUAAUUCUGCAGAGGAAGUUGCUAUUCCAGCAUUGGCAGCAGUGCCUACACUGCAAAGCAACGCUAAAAAGGGAAGAUGGCAUCAAAAAGAGGAAAAGAUUCUAAAAUUAAAUGAAACAAACCAUGUGUCAAUUGUGGCAAGAAGAUGUUGCUAAUAGUUCAGCCUUCUGCUGACAGUAGCCAAAGGCUACUUCAAAUUCAUGUUUAAGUAGCUAAUGUUAGCUAGAGCCUUAAAUCACAGUGUGACCUCCGCCUCGCUCCUCACCGCUACAGACCACUUAGCCGGGAGGAGAGCUGCAGUGGUCCCAGAGACAGACCCCAGCCAAUGGCUGCAGCAACUUGAGCUCAGCCAGUGAUGGGGGACUGGACUGCUCCAAGUCUAUUGCUGGUGUUACACAAGUUAGAUCCAGUGCUGCCGCUGCCAGAGACUGUGUCAUAUGAAUUAUCUGUGAGCUGUAAAUUCACCACUUCCAAGCAGAAAAUAGAAGAGCUGUCACUCCGUAGCAAAAUCUAGGGACCAAAACAUCCCUAGAAUGACACUGCACAGGACACUGAAUAGCGAAAAAAACAAAAAACAAACUAAGUCUUGACUUGAAGCAAUCUCAGUCAACUGAGGGGUCUCUGACUGAUGACUCAAAUCUUUGACUUUCAAGAGACAGCCCUGAUAAAUCAUGUAUGAGAUUACUGUACUACUGCUGUUAUUGGGUCACUGGAUGAAGCAUGAGGGAGAGCUGGAGGGAAAGGGUGUAUUUUCAAAUUCUGCUGUCUUUUGUUUGUUUGUUUUUGCAGGGAAAUCAGUGUGUAACUUCUACCGAAAAACUUUCUCAUUUCUGAUUUCUUGAUUCAUAUAUCCGCUCUGUUUGUUAGUACAACUCACUGCAAUAUAUCAAUUCUUUGAUUGAAUUCUGAGCUUUUUGUUUUUCCAGCCUCAUUGUAUAAACGUCAGAGAUUUUAACUGAACAAAGCAGGUUAGAUCUCUUACACCUGUCACUUGUUGGUGAGGCUCAGAAAGCUAGAAGGUACAUUGGUCAAGAACUGUAUUUAAGUUCAUGUUGCAAUACCUAAAUUUGACCAGGAGAUGGCAACAUUGUUCAACUAGUGUUCUGGUUUGUUUCUCUGGGCUGUUGCUGUUAUUUCUAUCAUUUGUAAUGCAAAAAUAUCUGGUUGUAGCAUCUCAAAUUUAAAUAUGUGCUGGUUUCCUCAGGCUUGUGUGAUAAUGAAAUGAAAUAUCUCUUUUUUUUUUUUUUUUUUCGAUUGUGGUCUGUGAGGAUGCACCAAAUACCCAGGUGACAUAGCUGAAUACCUGCUUUAUGGUAAGAAUCAGUAUUUUUGUUCAUCAGUGACUUCUUUGAAUUUGAGUACACAGUUGUGAGCAACUGUUGUUAAUCUCCUUUUUUGUUCUGAUCACUACUUUUUUUUAGUAAGCUUUUUUUUAAGGCAAAGACAUCUGGCACACUUGUCCAAAACAUAUCUGAUGAAUGAGCUUCAAAACCAGGUGUUUAUGUAUGCACAUGUGUGCAUCUGAUGUGUAUUAUACAGCUGAAUUAAAGUGCAUUUCUUAAAGAUGAA